CUGCUCUCGCGAGGUUUUGUACCGGAUUGCUUUGUGCCACGUCUGAGAGAGGUACCGAACUGAGUGUAGGCAGCCAGGCGGGAGAGCAGGUAAGAUGGGACGUAUUUUGUUGCCCAGAGGCCAUGUGGCAUGUGUUGCAUUACUAGCACUCAUUGUGUCUAGUUCUGUGGUUCGCAUAAUCUCUGCCCAGUCCCAUGAAAAUUUGCACCAUGGGCACAGCCACUCUCAUCAUGGGCAUAGCCACGAGGAUCCUCACCAUGGACAUAGUCAUGAUCAUCACGGACAUAGUCAUGGUCAUCACGGCCACAGCCACAGCCAUGAGGGUCAUCACGGCCACAGCCAUGAGGAUCUUCCCCACGGGCAUAGUCAUGGUCAUCACGGACACAGCCAUGAGGAUCUUCCCCACGGGCAUAGUCAUGGUCAUCAUGGGCAUAGCCAUGAGGACAUUUUGCAAGGUCAAAAUAAGUGGACAGUUGAUGCAUUUGCUCAUGAAAUUGAGGAGCGCAUUAAACGGGAGGCUGCAAAACUAGAGUCAUCUUCACAAACUCAUGGAUCAAGAGAAAAGCUGGAUCCUAUACAUCUGUGGACCUACGCUAUUUGUGCCACACUCCUGAUUUCAGCCGCUCCCUUCUUCAUCCUCUUCCUGAUCCCAGUGCAGUCUAACAGCAGCCAGCACCAGUCCUUGCUCAAAUUGCUCCUGAGCUUUGCCUCUGGGGGGCUUCUGGGAGAUGCAUUUCUGCAUCUCAUCCCCCAUGCACUGGAGCCACAUUCUCACCACAAGGAAUCGGAUGAACAUAUUGAAUCACAUGGGCAUGGACACUCUCAUGAUCACAAUCAUGGUCACACGAUGUCUGUUGGACUCUGGGUUCUUGCCGGAAUAAUUGCCUUCCUAGUAGUUGAGAAAUUUGUACGACACCUAAAAGGAGGCCAUAGCCACAGCCAUGGACAUGCACAUAGCCACGCUUCCAAGGAUGAAUCGACAAACGAAGGUGAGAAAGAUGGAGUGAGACAAAGGAAGACUGAAGCAAACACUUCACAAAAAGCCAAAAAGGGCAAAGAUGAUGCACCCGUAUCAGAUAUGACUGUGUCAGGGUAUUUAAACCUUGCUGCUGACUUCACUCACAACUUUACUGAUGGUUUAGCAAUUGGAGCCUCUUUUCUGGUCAGUAGCAAUGUUGGAAUAGUCACUACAAUCACGAUUCUUCUCCAUGAGGUGCCACAUGAGAUUGGGGACUUCGCUAUCCUGGUGCAGAGUGGGUGCACCAAGAAGAAGGCUAUGAUGCUACAGCUCAGCACCGCCCUGGGGGCUCUCGCGGGCACUGCCUGCUCUCUGUUGGCAGAGGGGAUUGGUGAAGCAGCUACUCUGUGGAUUCUGCCAUUCACUGCAGGAGGUUUUAUUUAUAUCGCAACGGUCUCUGUCAUCCCAGAGCUCCUAAAAGACUCACGCCCUUCUCAAUCCAUUCGGGAAACCUUUGGCAUGCUUCUCGGGGUUGCAAUGAUGGUAUUUAUUGCACAGUUUGAGUAAAGGCUCUCCAUGAUGAUCCAGUUGGUUACUAUAAGGAAGACAUUCCGUAAUUCUGUUAAGGGGAACGCCUGUGUUGCCUCUUUGGAUAAAGACAAUGUUGUACUUUAAUGAUUUCACCAGGCAGUGAUGUCAUUCACGGGCAAAGGGGCAUUUUCUGCUGCUGUUACUUUGCAAUAAUCAUGCUUGUCUUUUGGUAGCACUGAUGUGUUUCCCAUGUUGGGCUUGAUCAUAUGUUGUAAUUUGAGGUCAAGGUGGCAUCAUUGCCCAUCCUAUCUAAAUUUGGAUAGAUACAUUGGACCAAAUUCUAGAAUUGUGAUUGAAACAUCCACGUUCAUGUUGACAUUUUUUUCUUGUUAAACAGCAAAAAUACAUGACAUGGACCACACCUUAGGUUUACCAGAUUCUAUAUGCUGGUAUUAUGUCCAGUUCGUAAAUUAAA
Messenger RNA from Pelobates fuscus (common spadefoot toad), 1964 nucleotides. RefSeq names its product solute carrier family 39 member 7 (gene SLC39A7). Gene Ontology annotation, biological process: intracellular zinc ion homeostasis; zinc ion transmembrane transport. Bases 95 to 1525 code for a protein of 476 amino acids. NCBI's taxonomy places the organism in Eukaryota, Metazoa, Chordata, Amphibia, Anura, Pelobatidae. The record is from RefSeq and is a predicted model, not a curated record. Gene Ontology annotation, molecular function: zinc ion transmembrane transporter activity. The transcript has 8 exons. Gene Ontology annotation, cellular component: membrane.